Podospora pseudopauciseta is the source of this 2364-nucleotide messenger RNA. RefSeq lists its product as uncharacterized. The record is from RefSeq and is a predicted model, not a curated record. The transcript has a single exon. NCBI's taxonomy places the organism in Eukaryota, Fungi, Ascomycota, Sordariomycetes, Sordariales, Podosporaceae. The coding region runs from base 1 to 2364 and encodes 787 amino acids.
AUGGCUUCAUCCGCCGACAUGGCGUCGACCUCCUACUUUGGUCGGCCCGUAGCCAAGCACCGGCUUGCCACCGACUUCGACCUGCUUGUCAAGUGGUCCCGGGUCCUUGGAGCACGCCCGGAGAACCCCUCCUGCAUCCUGUCGCAGCUCUCCAAGGAAGACCAAGCUGCCCUGUUCUCUCCAUCAUUCGAGCAGUUCCGCAUCGUCGACGACGCGUCGGAGGGUCCCAAGAUUGAGAUCGUCCAGAACAAGCUGUACGAGCGACUUGGAGUCGCCCCUAUGGAUCCCGACCUGGCCGCCAUGAUGGUCUCUGACAACUACAAGCGUUCCGAGAAGUCUUUGUACGAUGUCGCCUGCCACCUGCGUGACGCCGAGGAGGAGUCUGGCGUUCUCUACGACUUUUGCCUCCAGAAAGCCAAAAACGCGGGCUGGACUGACUACGAAGCUCACCAGUACGCCAAGAUGUACCGGUCCAGGCAUUUCGUUCACAUUGUGCGCCGCCGGCAACAGGAGAUCAGAGACGAGAAGCGCAAGCUCACCAUUCCCGGCUAUACCCCGAUUGAGCGGGAUUUGAUUCCUGUGAUUGAAGACCCUCUUGAAGCUGCCUCAACCGCUGGGCUGCGGUCGUACUUUGCUGACCUUCCCGAGGCCACCUCGACCCUGGCAUCUGUCCGUCUUGCAGAGAAUGGCCCUCCCGCCUCAGCGUAUGCCGACCCGGCUUACGACCUUCAACAAAUACCAGUUUCUGCGCCUACCAGCAAUGUGGGACACAUGCAGGCCGCCCGUCACGAGUACCAUCCAUCAUCUUCUCCUCACGUCACCACAUCAGUUGUCGAUCAGUUGCGACUUGAAGACAUUCAGCUAUACCAGACGCCGUCGCCCGUUGGCGAGCACUCUCAGGCGAAUGCCACCCCUUUCACCCCAUCACCCGCUCCCAUGACCACGAAGGCCUCCUACUCUGGUUAUGUCUCGGGCGCCAGCGACACCUCCAUGGAGGCUCAAGCAUCUGACAACUCAGGCCAGUUCUCCGACGCAUCUUCUGCUGUUACAGAGAUGCCUGUGUAUGCUGCAGAUGACGACGAUUGUGAUGAUGCCGACGGCGGCGCCUUGUUGCCCAGAGACCUUGCUGAGUCGCUUGGAAUCCCCUCUCUGAUCCCUUACUCCUCACAUGUCACUCAACAACCUGUCUUUCAGACAAUGCCCACAGUUCCGCAGGGAGGCCUCUUGGGUGCCGGUCUGAGCGGAUACUGGCUUCCCGUGUACGCCGCUUCCGAUGUCGCUGAGGACGGAAACCAAAACUCCCCUGCGUUUCAGUUCCCCCCUCUGAACGCUCCUGUUGCCAAUACCGAGUGCAACAGCCCCGACCUUGUGCUCACCACCACUACUCAGUUUGGUGAUACCCAGUUGACGACUUUUCAGACUCCUGCCAAGGGCCCGCGGAAUUCCUUGUCUGAGAAUGUCAAGGUGACCCAGUACCCUGAGUCUCGACAGCAGCUGUGGAACGGAAUGACAUGUUACGAUGUCCCCUCAUCUGCCCUGGGCUUUUUGAAAAAGCAUCAGAUUUUUCCGACGUACUGGACCACCAAGCUGGGCAAGGAGCGCUUUCUGCGCCACAAGUUCAGCGAUUUGAAGCACGCAGAUGCCAAGGUCAUGCGUAACAAAUCCUUGGGCAAGGUUGCUCGCAAUCCUGUCUACAUUGUCGUCGACUUGUCCAACAUCAUUAUUGGCUUCUACGACAAGAUGAAGGAGAAGCGUGGCAUUCCCCUUGGCAGGCGCGUUAUUGCCCCUGCCUUCAGCUUCAAUAACUUCGACACGCUGCUUGCCCGCGAUCGGAGUGUCGGGAAGCGUAUUCUUGCCGGAUCACUUGGAAGCGCCACCAAGUCUUUGCCAAGCCAUGUCAAGCAAGCUGGCGCCAUAGGCUAUGAUGUUAACCUUUUGCAUCGUGUGUCCAAGCCAGUUUCGCCGCGUAAGAUGCGAGCGGAUCUUCAUUCGGACACUUCCAACGAUGACGACGACCUCUUUACCGGCCCCAUGAAGCUGGGCGAGCAAGGUGUCGACGAGGUUCUCCAUCUCAAGCUUCUUCAGCUUGAUUUUGAUCACAAGCCUGGCACCAUUUGCCUGGGCACUGGCGAUGCUGCGUCUGCCGAGUACUCUGACGGUUUUUUGAAGAACAUUGAGCGUCUCCUUGAGCGCGGCUGGCGUGUCGAGUUGUACGGAUGGGCUCAUAACAUUUCCUUUGCCUGGCGCGACGAGUUUGAGACCAAGUGGGCUGAUUUCUUCAAGAUCAUUGAGCUGGACGAGUUCUGUGAGGAGCUUUUUGACAUGACCGUUGAGUCCAUCCCGGACUCCAAACCGGCCUUUUAA